AUGGCGCCCGCAAAGCCCAAAGCCCAGAAGAUGUCCAUAUCGACCUUCUUGGCCGAUGAGAGUCUCGGCUCGUGGGCCGACGAGAUGGACGAUGUGCCCCUUCCAGCCCCCUCGUCCUUGACCAGCUACGGAGGUGAACGCCGCACUAUGGGCAACGCGACUGGCUUUAAUGGUUAUGGUACAAAUCCCGAUUGUCCCGGUGUGUGCGCGAAGGCAUCUGAUACUGACGUUAAAAACCUAGACCGUGACCGUACGAGUUUCACCCCCAGAGAAGAACUCCCUCUUCCAACCCAGCCUCCCUACACCGCUCAUCUUGGGAACCUGUCCUUCGAUGCGACCCAGGGCGACAUCACUGAUCUCUUCGCUGACUGCGAGGUGACAAACGUACGCAUCGUCGAGGACAAACUGACCAGGACCCCGAAGGGAUUCGGAUAUGUCGAGUUCGCUAGCGUCGAGGGAUUAAAGAAGGCCCUCACCUAUUCAGGCACCAGUUUCCAGGGACGGGCGAUCAGAGUCAGCGUUGCGGAUCCACCCAAGGACCGCCCAGAAAGCACAAGGGACUUCAGUGACUGGUCUCGCAAGGGACCUCUUCCGGAUCUUCCCAAUGCUCGUCGUGUCUCUGACAGGCCCGGAUAUGGUCGCAGCUUCGACAAUGUGUCUGAUGCUGGAAGCGACCGGACUAGCAGCCGACGCAACUUCGAGGGUGAUGGAAAGGUCAGAGACUUUGGCAACUGGGAACGCAAAGGUCCUCUGUCCCCUGUGAGCGGGCCCCUUAGAGAGGGCGGUCGCCCGCGCAGCAAUGAGGGUCCGCAGUUCAGGAGAAGCUCCCCCGCUUGGGGCGAAGGACGAUCGCAGGAUGGAUCAAGGCCUCCCAGACGCGAAUUCAAGGAAGAGCGAACCCCAACUGCCCCGGAGCUUGACAACCAGUGGAGAUCUAAGAUGCGACCUGACCCUGCGCCAAAGGGGCCUAGCAACCCUCCCUCUCCUGUCGCUGCUCCUGCGCCAGCAGUGAGACCCAAGCUGAACUUACAGAAGAGGACUGUCUCUGAAGCCGAACCCGCAGCACCUGCAGCACGGCCAGCAGACCCGAAAUCGAAUCCCUUCGGUGCGGCGCGACCGAUUGAUACUGCCGCUAGGGAGCGAGAGAUCGAAGAGAAGCGUCAGCUGGCUAUUCGUCAAAAGAAGGAAGCUGAUGAGAAGGCCAAGGCGGAAAAGGCUGAGAAGCAGCGCCUCGCAAAGGAACAGGCCAAGACUGAAAAGAGAGAAGGCGAUGCCAAUGGCUCGAAAGACGGCGGUGCUGAUACACCCCAGGGUGCUAAGAACCUGAACUUCGAAAUCCUCCGGCGGGCCGGCGAGGAUGAGAAUGGCAUGACUGCCGAUCAUGAAGCGGAAGAGAAGACGGAAGAGGGAUCGAAGGAAGCCCCCAAAGAUGCUGCAUCCGCCAAAACAAACGAGAACUGGAGAAAGAGUCCUGCCCAGCCUGCAGAGGCCGCGGAUGAUGAGGGCUGGAGCACAGUUAGCGCCAAGCAGCGCAACAGCCGUCGCGGACAGUCUGGUCGUGCAUUCCAGUAG
Molecule: messenger RNA, 1572 nt
Organism: Paecilomyces variotii
Lineage: Eukaryota; Fungi; Ascomycota; Eurotiomycetes; Eurotiales; Thermoascaceae
Product: translation initiation factor 4B
Exons: 5
Coding region: 1-1572 (523 amino acids)
Molecular function (GO): RNA binding
Source: RefSeq, a predicted model, not a curated record